Medicago truncatula (barrel medic) is the source of this 1169-nucleotide messenger RNA. Its product is annotated as very-long-chain 3-oxoacyl-CoA reductase-like protein At1g24470. Gene Ontology annotation, molecular function: ketoreductase activity. The record is from RefSeq and is a predicted model, not a curated record. Lineage: Eukaryota; Viridiplantae; Streptophyta; Magnoliopsida; Fabales; Fabaceae. Bases 76 to 1017 code for a protein of 313 amino acids. The transcript is spliced from 3 exons. Gene Ontology annotation, cellular component: endoplasmic reticulum.
GGUCAGAUACCCAUCAUAAGAGUUUAUAAAAGAUUGCAAACAUAACACUUUAAUUCACAUCUCACAUUUAGCACCAUGCAUCAACUUGAAGUACUCAUCAUCUUCCUCCCAUUCCUCCUCGGUUUAACCCUAACAUUCAACUGCUUCGUCACACUCAUUACAUGGAUCUUCAACUCAUGUCUCCGAUCCGACACACACCUCAUCAAAACCUAUGGUUCAUGGGCUUUAAUCACCGGAGCAACUGACGGCAUCGGAAAAGCCCUAGCCUACCAACUAGCACAGAAAAGUCUCAACCUCAUUCUUGUAAGUAGAAACUCUAAAAAACUCGAAACAGUUAAAAACGAAAUCAAAACAAAGUACCCUCGCAUUGACAUUAAAACCAUCACCAUUGAUUUUUCCGAAGACUUUACAGAAAGUCUCUGGGAAAUAGAAGUUUUGGCUAGUGAUUUGAAUCUUGGAAUAUUGAUCAACAAUGUUGGCAUAACAUAUCCUAAGGCUAUGUUUUUUCAUGAGGUGAAGGAGGAAAUGUGGAUGAAGAUUGUGAGUGUGAAUAUUGAAAGUACAACGAGAAUAACAAAAGCUGUUUUGGGAGGAAUGAUGGAAAGGAAAAAGGGUGCAAUAGUAAAUAUUGGGUCUGGUGCUGCGGUGGUUGUGCCUUCACAUCCUCUCUUCACAAUAUAUGCUGCAACUAAAGCAUAUGUAGAUCAGUUUUCAAGAUCUUUAUAUAUGGAGUACAAACAGUAUGGAAUCCACGUGCAAUGUCAGGUACCACUAUAUGUUGCAACAAACAUGGUAUCAAGGGUAGCAUCUAUUGAAAGAGAUUCUUUAUUCAUACCAACACCUGAAGGUUAUGCAAGAGCCUCUAUUCGUAAAAUUGGGUAUGAAACAAGGUGCACACCUUAUUGGGCUCACUCAAUUCAGUGGGCAUUUGCACGCUUAAUCCCUGACCCACUUCUUGAUUAUUGGCGCAUGUCCAUUGGUUUGCGACGUAGGAGUAGUCACAAGAACAAGGACUAGAGUCUAGAAGAAUUAAUUAGGACGUUUAUAUACUCUAUGAAUGAGUUUGAAUUUAACUUGUAUGGAUUGGUUCCUAUCAUCGAUAAAAGAAAAGAUAAUGUUGUAAAUGGUAAAGAUGGUGAAUGUGAUAAUGAAGCAGGAAAUUGUGGACA